GACUGGGUUUUGUUUGGCUUCCAUGGAAACAGGACGGACCACUCGUACGAAGGGUUUAAGGAUUGUUAGGCGGCGUGAUGAUAAUGUGCCUUCAUGCUCGUGACGUGAAUCUGCAUGUUUCGAGACGCUGUAUCCGACAUUCGACCGCUCCUUCAUUGCCUGUAACGAUGCAGAAGAUUAUGUUUCUAUGACGAGGCGAUCUCAUGCUUUAAUCGUCAGGCUACGUGAACAUUUGUGGGAUUACCUCGAAGCUGAUCAACUUGGAGGAAAUGAAAUCUCGAUGAAGUGUUCGUGCUUGUAAAUUUCUCCUGUUUGGGCUCUGUGGGACUGGAGAUGGGGCUCUCGAAAGGACCUGAGAAGAAAGGCAGUAUUGUCAGCGCCACUCGUUCGGAGAAAGAUCAGGCGAAUUCUCACAAGAAGGAUGCGAGUACGGCGGGAAAGAAGACUGCAGCAGUCGAGUCUUCUGGACAGGAGGUGAAUGAUAUCCAUGUUGUGGGAAAAUCUUCCAAGAGUGAGAUAGAUGAAAUUUUCGGAAACAAGAAACGGAAGGUUGUGGUACCCGAGCAGGACUUGCACGCUGAACUUGCAGCUCAAACGAAGAAUAAGAAGAAGAAGAAGAAGGGCGGAGAGGCAGAGAAAUCUGUAUCAAUAAGUUCGAAUCGUCCAUCUUCGAAUUCUGUUACUCCAUCUUCUGCGAAAGCUAGGAAGAAGACUAUUGAUGGAUUCACGAUAUAUUCGGAAGAUGAGAUUGGGUUUGGCAAAAAAAAUGCUGGUGGCACUUCAUUGUGUCCAUUCGACUGCGAGUGCUGCUUUUAGGGUUUUAGGGUUCAUGGUAGGAAGAAAUUCUGGUUGUAGUUGGUCCCGAGAAACGUCUCGACUUACGUUUCUUUCCAAAAUCUCAACGGACUGUACUUGGUUUAGGCUUCAGCCAGAUUGUGACGCUAGGUGUUCCAUUCUCAAGUGAAUUGUUUCCACGCUUCAGCAACGAAACGAAAUUAGGUUUCGUAUUUUCCCUUGAAUAGAGAGGUAUACGUGAUUUUCACGAAAGCCCAGGCUUACUGUAGCAAUUUUUCCUUGAAAGUGUGUCUACUUUUUAAAGUUUUCAGGAUUGAUGCGUGGUGGUCCUUUUU
This is a messenger RNA of Marchantia polymorpha subsp. ruderalis, 1130 nucleotides long. The record is from the annotation of a GenBank genome assembly. NCBI's taxonomy places the organism in Eukaryota, Viridiplantae, Streptophyta, Marchantiopsida, Marchantiales, Marchantiaceae.